Messenger RNA from Rhizophagus irregularis DAOM 181602=DAOM 197198, 423 nucleotides. RefSeq lists its product as uncharacterized. NCBI's taxonomy places the organism in Eukaryota, Fungi, Glomeromycota, Glomeromycetes, Glomerales, Glomeraceae. The record is from RefSeq and is a predicted model, not a curated record.
AUGUAUAAUAGAAUAAAAUACAAAAGUGAAAUUUUAGCAAGCGAACAUCUGAUAGAUAUAUUCCGUUUAAAUAUAUUGCAAGAAUAUGAUUGGUCCUUAAGUUCAUUAAAAAAGGAACAAGCAAGAACAGAUUUAACUAAUGAUUUAGAUAAUGAAUUACGAGUAUAUAAAAUUAAGAACUUCAUAAAAGAAUUACCGAUAUAUGAAAUUUUAUUUAAAAGAGGGAAUAAUGCAAUUAUAACGGAAGCAUGUAUCAGAUGUUAUAGUAAGAUCGAUAAUUAUAAUAUGCCAGAAAAUUGGGAUCAUGUAUGGGAAUUUAUAGAAAAAGAAUCAAAGGAACUUAACGUUACAACAAAAGAUAGAAAACGUAAAAGAAUAGAAGGCAAUGUUGAGGAAAAUAAUAAUAGAAAUUAUGAAGCGUAA